AUGUAUCAUUCAUCAAAGACCACAAAGCAAGAGGAGAAGUCUGCUCCAUCUGCUCCAUCCGCUCCAUCUGCUCCGCCAGACGGAGGUUUGGUUGCGUGGGCGCAAGUAGCCGGGGCAUUCUUCAUUUGGCUGAACACAUGGGGCUUGGUCAAUGCUUUUGGAGCAUGGCAGUCCUUCUACGAGACAACGCUUCUUCCUCACGAGUCUCCCUCAACAAUCGCCUGGAUCGGCUCGAUUCAAUCUUGUCUUCUUUGUGUAGUCGGCGCCCUCACCGGCCCUCUCUUUGACGCAGGACAUCUCAGAUUUCUCUUGUUUGCCGGAACGAUACUGGUGUCGCUAGGACUGGCAAUGGCAAGUCUCGCCGACAGCUUUUGGCAGCUUCUGCUGGCCCAGGGAUUUUGUGUCGGGGUGGGCUCUGGGUGUCUAUUCACCCCGAGUGUUGCCAUUGUGAGCACGUACUUUUCUUCGCGAGUCGCGUUUGCGAAUGGGAUUGCUGCGUCUGGUAGUGGUCUCGGUGGAGUAAUCUUCCCUAUCAUGUUUCAUCAACUUCAACCCAGGAUUGGUUUUCCGUGGGCUACUCGCGCCGUUGCACUGGUCGCGCUGGUGACGUUGAGCGCAUCAUCGACCCUGAUGCAGAUGCGGAUUGUGCCAGCAAAGAAAAGGAAGCUGUUCGAUGCAAAAGGCUGGCGAGACCGUGCUUAUUCGCUAUACGUGCUCGGUGGCUUCGUGGCUUUCCUGGGAUGCUGGACGCCUUUCUUCUUCGUCAGUCUGUAUGCGAUUGAGCACAGGGUGGGCUCUGAUACAGGCAUAUUCUACCUGUUGCCAGCGAUUUCAGCGGGCUCAGUUCUCGGUCGAGUCCUGCCGAACUUGAUCGCGGUUCGAGUGGGAAUGUUCAAUGUUUUGGUGCCUUGUACUCUGAUGACGGGUGUGGUGGCGUUAGGCUUCAUUGGUGCUCGGGCGUACUCCAGUCUGAUGGUGCUGUGUGUUCUGUACGGCAUUGUCUCGGGCGCCUUGGUGUCAGUACUUCCAACGAUUCCAGUGCAACUAUGUCCAGACCGAUCUGUCAUCGGAAACAGAAUGGGCAUGGCUUUCUCGACGAUAUCGCUAGGUGCGCUUGCAGGAACGCCAAUCGCGGGCCACUUGGUGAGUCGUUACGGCUUUCACGCAGCCUUUGAAUUCUCUGGAGCAUGUGCGGCGGCGUCAGCUGUCAUCCUGGCGGCGGCCCGGAUCGCGCACAAAGGUUGGAAAGUCAAUAUCAAGGCCUGA
Messenger RNA from Cyphellophora attinorum, 1266 nucleotides. Its product is annotated as Riboflavin transporter MCH5. Gene Ontology annotation, biological process: transmembrane transport. The transcript has 3 exons. The coding region runs from base 1 to 1266 and encodes 421 amino acids. Gene Ontology annotation, cellular component: fungal-type vacuole membrane. Gene Ontology annotation, molecular function: transmembrane transporter activity. NCBI's taxonomy places the organism in Eukaryota, Fungi, Ascomycota, Eurotiomycetes, Chaetothyriales, Cyphellophoraceae. The record is from RefSeq and is a predicted model, not a curated record.